Molecule: messenger RNA, 4126 nt
Organism: Dreissena polymorpha
Lineage: Eukaryota; Metazoa; Mollusca; Bivalvia; Myida; Dreissenidae
Product: alkaline phosphatase-like
Exons: 12
Coding region: 12-1601 (529 amino acids)
Biological process (GO): dephosphorylation
Molecular function (GO): alkaline phosphatase activity
Source: RefSeq, a predicted model, not a curated record
CAGUGUGAACAAUGCUUAUUUGCACAGUUUUAUUCGCGCUGACUCUGACAAAAGUGUGCCUAGCGGCCGCGGGUCCAAAUAUUCCCACCCAAGAAUUAGACCCGCAGUUUUGGAAUCGAAUGGCAAAGAGUCAGAUCAACGCUCGGUUGAAGAUGUCUCACAACUACAACACAGCGAAGAACGUCAUAUUCUUUAUUGGAGACGGCCUGGGACCUACUACCGUGACGGCGGCCCGGAUACUCAAGGGGCAGCUGGCGGGGCAGCCAGGGGAGGAAACCGUGCUCGCCUUCGAACGCUUCCCAAACGUCGCCCUUUCUAAGACGUACAAUGUUGACCGCCAGACUCCAGAUUCUGCCGGAACUGCCUCCGCCAUGUUGAGCGGCGUCAAAACCAACUACUAUUUGAUCGGCCUCAACGCCCGGGCCAGCAGGGCGGACUGCGAGGGUUCAAAGGGCAAGGAGAUGGACACCAUCUUAGACUGGGCCGUCAGGGCAGGCAAACGCACCGGAAUAGUAACGACUGCCAGGAUCACUCACGCCACGCCGGCGGCCGCUUACGCUCACGCCGCCGACAGAUACUGGGAGGGUGACGUGAAUACAAAGGGCAUCACCAGCUGUCGGGACAUCGCACAACAGCUGGUGGACGACAACGCCGACAUCAAUGUGCUUUUCGGCGGUGGGCGUCGCCACUUCCUGCCUAACACUACGGCGGACCCGGAAACGAACACAAUAGACAAAAACCACAGACAAGAUGGACGCAAUCUUAUUGAAGACUGGACGAAGUACCAGACGUCACGGGGACGCCGGUCGGCCUACGUGUGGAACCUGGACCAGUUCAAUGCCGUCAAUCCCACCGACACCGACUAUAUGCUCGGCCUGUUCGAGCCGAACCACAUGCAGUACGAGCUGGAGCGUAACACGAGCCGGGAGCCGUCCAUCGCCAUGAUGACACAGAAAGCCAUUGAGGUGCUCCGAAAAGGGGACAAUGGCUACUUCCUCCUCGUAGAGGGUGCGCGCAUCGAUCAUGCUCAUCACGACAGCUUGGCGAAGAAAGCGCUUCACGAGACGAUUUCAUUCGAAGCCGCGAUCAGCCAGGCGGUUGCAAUGACCAAUCAGGAAGAUACUCUCAUUGUCGUCACGGGAGACCACUCUCAUGCCUUCGAUAUUCAGGGCUAUUCUUACCGAGGCCUUGAUAUUCUGGGACUGGCCGAUCCAUUAGAGGAGGACGAACCGACCCUGGACCAGAAGCCCUACACCAUCCUUCAAUACGGCAACGGACCCGGAUACGAGACGCCUCGGAAGAACCUCACCGGCGUCGACACACACGGCAACAACUACAUCUUUCCUAGCGGAGUUCCGGUCGAGUGGGAGACCCACGGGGGCGAGGACGUGGCUAUAUACGCACAGGGGCCCAUGGCUCACCUGUUUUAUGGAGUCCAGGAACAAAACUACAUCGCUCACGUGAUGGCAUACUCGGCAUGCAUUGGUCCGUACACCACAUCAUGUGAUCACGGCCAACCAAUAGAAUGCACCAGCGGCUGUGAACACGUUUCUCUUCACAUAUAUGCGUUUAUUGCUCUAUUGUUUGUUUCGUUGGUGUAAUUGUGACUUCUAACCUUUCCUCUUUUUUGAACGACAUGUAUUACUCACAUAUUUUAGCGAAUAGUAGCACUUUUAACCAGAUAAAUAAGUUGUCAUCGAAACUUUCAUCCCGAUUACAUAAAUCUCAAAGCUUCAAAUAGCAAUUUAUGUUUAAACUCAAAGAAUGUUUUUACAUAGAAGCACGUCCUUAAAAAGGUGGUUUGAACCCUUCAUUAACCCAUUUAUGCCUAACGUCUUGAAAAAAGGCCUUUGCAAACAGCGUAGACCCAGAUAAGACGCCGCAUGAUAGGAAUUUCUGUAAGAAAUAUUCUAAAUAUAGAAAUAAAUAUACAUGACAUCCCUAAUUUUGGAAAUAAAUUGAUCCAAUUCUGAAGGAUGGGAGAGUCCACUAGGCUUAAAUGGGCUAACUACUUGAUGAAUCGAGCCCAAAACAAUUACAGUUGAUGGCCUGAUUGUGUACUUGAUCGUUAAGAAAGUAAUUUUUACUUCAAAGAAUUUUGUGAAAUCUAUAUGGGUCAUAAACUUAAACAUUGUAUAACUAAGUGUGAAGAUGUUUGUAUAAACAAGAUUUUGUGUGACCAGUUUUGUCAGAGUUAUGGUCCUUAAUGUGAAGAUAAUCAAGAACAUAUUUUGGCUGCGACAAGGUUCGACAGACUUUUGGUCCUGUGUCGGGUUUCCCACUAUAGAAUUAGAAGUUGAAAUGCUGCGAUCAUUGAAUUGACAGGAAUUUCAGCUGCGAAAGGUUUUGGAAGUUAUAUGACCAAUUGUAUGUUUUCCCGAUGUGUGUUGUUGGCGUAUCAAAAUCAUGGCACAUGUCUUGUUUCGUUAUGAAACUAUAUAUAAAUGAUUUUAACCGAAUGAAUCUCAGACAAAUAAAUUUAAGGAUGAUAAUUUUGUUAUUCAUCCUUAAAUAUUAUUGGUAAAUACCCCCAUAUGUAUUUUGUAAAUACUGCCAUAUGGCAAUACUUUUACGUCAUGGUUGUUUUAUCGGGAUCUCCAUGAAAAUAUAAGGUUUUGUAAACAGAUUGCAAGUUAUGACAAUAUAAGUUUAAGUAAUAAAUUGCAAUUGAAAAUGUACAUUAUUACAUGUUAAAACACUCAUGACUAACAAAUACAUUGAGACUAGUGUUCUAUAUGUGGAUAAUCAUAUAAAUGAGCCGUACUGUGUAAAAAGGGGUUUAAUGCAUGUGCGUAAAGUGUUAUCCCACAUUAGCAUGUGCAGUACGCACAGGCUAAUCAGGGACAACACUCCGCCUUAACUGGAUUUUUGCUAAGAAUAGACGUGCUUUAAACGAAAAAUAUCAUAAUAGCGGAAAGUGUCGUCCCUGAAUAGCCUGUGCGGACUGCACAUGCUAAUCUGGAACGACACUUAACACACAUGCAUUUAAGCCCCUUUUCACCGGAAAAGGUUCAAAUGUAUACAAUUACAAUUUGCUUGUUAUUCGUUUCAUUUUAAAUGUUAAAUGAUGCAGCAAUUUAAUCAAUAGUUCAAUACUGAAGGGCUUUAAGGAAUUUUAAAGAGAAGAUUUGUACCUCGAAGACAACUGUUUCAAAUUCAAGCGAAGGAUCUUUUAAAUUUGAAUUUAUUUCUUUAUUUUUAUGUCCCCCACUAUAGUAGUGGGGGACAUAUUGCUUUUGCCCUGUCUGUUGGUUGGUCUGUUUGCGCCAACUUUAACAUUUUGCAAUAACUUUUGCUAUAUUGAAUAUAGCAACUUGAUAUUUGGCAUGCAUGUGUAUCUCAUGGAGCUGCACAUUUUGAGUGGUGAAAGGUCAAGGUCAAGGUCAUCCUUUAAGGUCAGAGGUCAAAUAUAUGUGGCCCAAAUCGCUUAUUUUAUGAAUACUUUUGCAAUAUUGAAGAUAGCAACUUGAUAUUUGGCAUGCAUGUGUAUCUCAUGGAGCUGCACAUUUUGAGUGGUGAAAGGUUAAGGUCAAGGUCAUCCUUCAAGGUCAGAGGUCAAAUAUAUGUGGCCAAAAUCGCUUAUUUUAUGAAUACUUUUGCAAUAUUGAAGAUAGCAACUUGAUAUUUGGCAUGCAUGUGAACCUCAUGGAGCUGCACAUUUUGAGUGGUGAAAGGUCAAGGUCAAGGUCAUCCUUCAAGGUCAAAUAUAUGGGUCAAAAUUGCUCAUGUAAUGUCACUUCCGCAAUAUUGAAGCUAGCAAUUUUAUAUUUGAAAUGCAUGUGUAUCUCAUGGAGCUGCACAUUUUGAGUGGUGAAGGGUCAAGGUCAAGGUCAUCCUUCAAGGUCAAACGUCAUAUAGGGGGAUAUUGUGUUUCACAAACACAUCUUGUUUAAUCCAAGAUUAUUUUAAUCAUUACAGUUUUUGCAGAACAUGCAUUUACUGACAUGUUCCGAACAACCGAGAGUGUUAAACUAUACGACAUACAUGCAUAGACAACUUAAUAAGCAUUUGAAAUGAAGUAGAAAUUAGUGCACAUUUUUACAAACCUUUUUUUUUGUUUAAACAAGACACUUUGGUAGUAUUAUAUUUUUUCAAUGUAGUAAAUAAUAAAGAUUAAUUUAAAACA